Molecule: messenger RNA, 1487 nt
Organism: Salvelinus sp. IW2-2015
Lineage: Eukaryota; Metazoa; Chordata; Actinopteri; Salmoniformes; Salmonidae
Source: RefSeq, a predicted model, not a curated record
GACACAUGAGAGUGAGAAAGUGACAACUCGAUCAUGGAGACUCGCUGCAUUUCAGGCUGGUUUCUCCUCUGUCUACUUUCAGUCAGUGAAUGCAGUCAAGUCAUUGGUAUUGAGGGUCAGAAUAUCACUCUGCCAUUUAAAUAUGAUGCCAAAUCUCAUGGUCUCCAACACAUUUGCUGGGGGAAAGGAACCAUACCGAGCUCUGGUGGUUGUGACAAUGAAAUAAUCUCAACUGAUGGAUCUGAAGUGACACGUAGAUCGUCAGUUAGGUAUCAGUUAUUGGGUGAUUUGAAGACGGGGGAUGUCACUCUAACCAUCUCCAACACUACAGAGAUAGACUCUGGAACAUAUGGAUGUCGAGUGCAGUACGUUGGAUGGUUCAAUGAUGAGAAAUAUCACGUCACCUUGACCAUUGAGAAAGCACCUGUCCCGACAACAUCGCAGACAUCUGCCAAUGUGACCAUAACCCCACAGACCACGGACARCCACAACCACGGUCCUAUGACCUCAAUAUCUACUGAGUAUUCAUCCACGGUAUAUUACAGCGAAUCAAAAUCAGAGACGAGAGGCAACGACCUGGCUGUGAUCCUGGUGUCCAUUCUACUUGUUCUGACAGGCGUGGGGAUUGUGUCUGUACUCGUCAUGAGAAAGCGAUGGGAAAGAUUUGCUACGGUUCUCCAAAUACCACAGCGUUCUGGCGGCUCAGUCCUGUACAGGAACUCAGUGUCCAGCUUGGGCCUGCACACUCGAGAGACUGUAGAGAACGUCUAUCAGAUAGAGGACAACGAGAGAGACGACUAUGAGGAUAUCCAAUGACGAAGCACGGACACUUCACCACCACGCUCAUGCUGUUAACACUCUGUAACACUCUGUAGCUCUGUGUUACAAGGCUGUGGUUGACUUAUAGGCUAAUGAUUCAGCCACACAAGACAAAAGUUACUACAGAAUCAGUAGUGUUUUGCUGAUAAGUGAAGCAAAACAGUUGAUUUGUGUUAUUGAAAGGUUUAUUUGAAAAAAAAGGGCCUUACUAAUAUGGCUUCCUAUGUGUAUUCAGCACUAACACUAGAAGCACAAGCAUUUCGCUACACUUGCAAUAACAUCUGCUAACCAUGUGCAUGUGACCAAUUUCAUUGGAUUUGAUAACAGUGUAUGUUUCAAUUGAUUAUGAUGACCAGAUCAUUUUUUAAUGUAAUGGGCUAAAAGCGACCAAAAUAAAAAUGCCAUCAGCUUUAUUAAUGCCUGAUGCAAUGAAAAGCAGUGACUUAGCAGAAAGUGUGCUAUGGUUGUCUAUCCCCUCCAUGUCCUCUAACCAGGYCAUUUAGCUACACCCAUCUGCAACAUCACCCAGGCAUACAAAGGCAGUGAAAAGUCACACAUGAUCGCGACAUUCUUCGGAAAAUGGUCUUCUUUACCCAAUUUUGCGGUAUAUUGUCUUGUUCAAACCCAACCUGUUGGAUGAUAAUAAAAAUUCUAACUUGAAAUUCUAA